UGAGGGAAGGCGGCAGGGCGAACAUGGAUCGGUUCGUGGUGCGCUGCCCCCGCGGCCAGCAGAGCCCCCGCCGGGCCGCGCCCGGGCCCCGCGCCUGCCGGCAGGUCACCAUCGAGUCCCUCAAGGCAGUUGUGGUUGUGGAAGACAUAAAACGAUGGAAGUCUAUACUUGAGCUUCCUGGGCAACCCAAAGAGAACCUGAUGGAAGCUUUGGAGGAGCUGAAGAAGAAGAUACCUUCCAAAGAAGUGUUACUUUCCACUAAAAUAGGUCACACGGUGAACAAGAUGCGCAAACACCCCGACCCAGAGGUGUCCAGCCUGGCCAAGGACAUCUUCAGGGAGUGGAAGAGCUUCAUCAGGGAGCACUCCAACAGGCCCUCCAUCGAGGUCAGGAGUGAUCCCAGGACUGAGGCUUUCAGGAAGAACGCUCAGAAGCUGCUCAGUGAAGCCCUGGAACUGGAGAUUGAUCACCCACUGGCUGAAAAUAUUGAGCGCGAAGCUUUUCAUCUCUGCUCCCGCCUCAUUAGCGCUCCGUAUCGCCGGGCCGUGCGAGCCCUUGUCUUCUCAUUAAAGCACAGACCUGAGACCCGAGCAGCAGUCAAGGAUGGCACACUCCCUGUCCCUGCCUUUGUGCAGAGCCACAAAAAGUGAGGAGUUGUGCUUGAUCCCGAGGGAGGACUUGCUGUUCCUGCAUCUCCGUGGAACGGGGAGCCCUGACUGGGUGAUCCCCGGCACUGCUCCACAAACAGGAGAGAAAAACCAGUGGUGGAAUGGGUGCUGUAGAUUUGACUUGCUGGAAAU
Melozone crissalis (California towhee) is the source of this 800-nucleotide messenger RNA. RefSeq names its product transcription elongation factor A N-terminal and central domain containing 2 (gene TCEANC2). Bases 24 to 650 code for a protein of 208 amino acids. Gene Ontology annotation, cellular component: nucleus. Lineage: Eukaryota; Metazoa; Chordata; Aves; Passeriformes; Passerellidae. The record is from RefSeq and is a predicted model, not a curated record. The transcript has 4 exons. Gene Ontology annotation, biological process: DNA-templated transcription.